Periophthalmus magnuspinnatus is the source of this 2529-nucleotide messenger RNA. RefSeq names its product mitogen-activated protein kinase kinase kinase kinase 5 (gene map4k5). The record is from RefSeq and is a predicted model, not a curated record. NCBI's taxonomy places the organism in Eukaryota, Metazoa, Chordata, Actinopteri, Gobiiformes, Gobiidae. Bases 573 to 2018 code for a protein of 481 amino acids. Gene Ontology annotation, molecular function: ATP binding; MAP kinase kinase kinase kinase activity. The transcript has 18 exons. Gene Ontology annotation, biological process: protein phosphorylation.
GAUGCAGUCCCUUUGAGUCCGUGUCCUGUGGUGUUCAUGUGCAGCAGGAGCAGUGCACUGUGUCCUGGAGUUGACAGAUUAACACUGAGACUCGGCUCUCGGGUCUUUUACAUCACUUAUGAGCCACUUUCAAGCGCAUAUUUUAACACUUUUUCUACCUUUUAAAAUGUCUUGAGGCUUUGUUUAAACUGUCAGCUUCGUGCGAUGUCUGGUCAAAGUAAAAACUGGACUAAACUGGGUCGAAAAGUCUGUGGGUUUUUUGCACUGGAGGAAUAAGUUUGAUCCAACUACAAUAACAGCUACAACAACUCCAACUACAGCAGCAGCAGCGCGGAUUUCCUCGACAACAGCGCACGAUUCUUGGAUUUUCGGGGGUUUAAUUCGACGUUUUCUUCAACUUGUAUGGUAUAAACAUAUUAGACAUGCGAGCCAUAUUGAUUUGCAACCUUAAAGCCGCAAAAGGAUAUGAAUCCAGAGGAGGUACUAUCUGAGUGACUUCUACCUGCGGUAACCAAAUCCAAGCCGUUUUGUGGGAUAUUUAACUAAAUGUAAAGGAAUUUUUUGGGAAAACGAUGGAUAUUUUUCCUCGUCCAAGCAGCGAGAUACAGAGGAGGAAUCCGCAGCACGACUUUGAGCUUAUUCAAAGGGUGGGAAGUGGCACCUAUGGAGACGUAUACAAGGCGAGAAACAUCCAAACAGGGGAGCUGGCUGCAGUGAAGAUCAUAAAACUAGAGCCAGGGGACGAUUUUUCCAUCAUUCAGCAGGAAAUCUUCAUGGUGAAAGAAUGCAUGCACCACAACAUCGUGGCCUACUUUGGGAGCUACCUCUGUCGGGAGAAGCUGUGGAUCUGUAUGGAGUACUGCGGAGGGGGAUCUCUACAAGACAUUUACCAUGUGACUGGACCUUUGUCAGAGCUUCAAAUCGCCUAUGUAUCCCGGGAGACGUUACAGGGUUUGGGAUAUCUCCACACUAAAGGCAAGAUGCAUAGAGACAUCAAGGGCGCUAACAUACUUCUAACAGACAACGGGGAUGUGAAGUUGGCUGACUUUGGAGUGGCUGCAAAAAUCACAGCUACAAUCGCCAAAAGAAAGUCCUUCAUUGGAACUCCGUACUGGAUGGCCCCUGAAGUGGCCGCGGUGGAGAAGAACGGUGGUUACAAUCAGCUGUGUGACAUCUGGGCCGUGGGGAUCACGUCUAUAGAACUGGCAGAGCUCCAGCCGCCCAUGUUUGACCUGCAUCCAAUGAGGGCCUUGUUUCUGAUGUCUAAGAGCAGCUUCCAGCCUCCGAAGCUAAAAGACAAAAACAAAUGGUCGGCCGCAUUCCACAAUUUUGUCAAAGUGUCUCUGACCAAGAAUCCCAAGAAGAGGCCCACAGCGGAAAAGCUGUUAUCACACGUGUUUGUGGCUCAGACUGGUUUGACCCGGAGACUCGCUGUGGAUCUUUUGGAUAAAAUGAACAACCCAGAAAACCACCAGCCUUAUGGAGAAGUGGAUGAUGACGACCUGGAGCCCAUCGCUGUUAGACACACCAUCAAAUCCAGUAAAAAACAGGGCAAGGCCGAGAGGACGCCUUCAGAGAUGGACUUCGAUAAGUUGGAGUUCCAGCCGCCCAUUCGCAAAGAGACAGAGGCACAUUCAGAAAUGGAUGUAAAUAAGGACAACGACUUCUCUUCGGCCUGGAGUCCAUUCGCAGAGGGAGGCAUUACAUCCAGAUCUACUCUCAAACCUGGUGUUCCCCCACCACUGCCCCCAAAGCCUCGAUUGAGUUCGUCGGACGACAUCGGUUUGAACGAUGAGCGCUCUUUGACGGUGAAAAGGUUUCCGAACUCUGAGAAUGGUCCUGGCCCAACGGCACGAAGGAAAUCCACUCCAGAGCAGGGAAACAAACCUGAGACCAACCAGGACUAUCUGUCUGUGAGCGUCAGCAGCCCUGGGAUCCUUUCUCACUCCUCAGACCCUGGUGAGGAAAUAUACAAGUUUAAAAUGGGUAGUUACUGUAUUACCAAUUUAAACCUGUAAUAAUUAAGCUGGAAGACAAAGGUGCUAUAGCUGUACCUGAUUUUUAUUUCUUAAAAACAUGAAUAACAGAACUAGUUCAUUUUAAAUGGUUUGCAGUGGUCCGAAGUUCGUCCUCACCAUAGACUGUAUAUAUAAAUGGACAUAGCUGGUGCACUAGCCCGCAUGUUCCAAACAGGAAGUGAUCGUGGGCCGCUUCUGGCUCCAUCAACUCUGGCUGCAACUCACUUUACAUUGAAAAAUUGUCAAACCUCCUCUGUAACUACUGCUGUCAGACUUGUCAUUUUGGUAUUCAAAUGUUUGUAUUAACCCUCUACAUGAUCCUGGGUUUUUUAUAAAAUUUUUGUGUCUGUAAAUCAAGACAUGAAUAUUGAUAACAGAAAAAUCAAGCACCUUCUUUUCCCAACUUCAAAUUGGCCACUAUAAGUGCUAGCCUCGAUGAGCUUCAUUUGGAGUUGAACGCUGUGGGCAACGUCAAACUCACUCACUCCGCUUCUUUUCACAGUCUACAUUC